This is a messenger RNA of Magallana angulata, 1878 nucleotides long. RefSeq lists its product as uncharacterized. Bases 365 to 1687 code for a protein of 440 amino acids. The transcript has 9 exons. NCBI's taxonomy places the organism in Eukaryota, Metazoa, Mollusca, Bivalvia, Ostreida, Ostreidae. The record is from RefSeq and is a predicted model, not a curated record.
GUUGAUACUUGCGAACAUAAGGGAUCUGUGUAUUCCAUAUUCGGGUCAAACCUUUAGGCGACCUCUUAUAGAAUUUUUAUCAAAUAUGCAAAUUAGAUCAAAGUGAUUAGCAAUAUAUCUAUGCUGGUGUGUUAUGUGGAGGAAAUACACAUAGUUCUUUAAAUCGUCUUAACGAUUGCCAGCGAUAGAGAUUUGCUCCUUAAUGCGCUAAAUGCAGAAACAAACGAUUAAUACCAAUUGGGAGUACUAAAAGACACAACAAUGGAUUAAAAGUGCAGUGAGAAGGUGGCACAAAUUGGAGAGAGUGAAAAAUUCGGAGGAAUUGAGGCGAAAUUUUUAUUUCGGCAGUCUGUGAAAAGCGGACAUGGCCGCUGAAGUAGCCAAUGCUCCGAUCAAAACGGCGAUGGAUAUUCCUGAUCCGAUUCCCCCGGGAAACUGGAUGGCCCGACAACUCCGGAUGCUGAAUGACAACAGCGAGGGACUGCUCCCUCCGUCCGCCGGAUCCAAGCGCUCCUGGGACAAAUACAACACUACCACACACAAGGAUUUCUUGGGGCCUAGGGAAUUCCAAUUGGAGGAGCCAAACUAUGAAGUGGAGCCAUUCCAGAAGAAGAGGGAGACAGUGGCGGACAUCAUGUUGGCCCCAAACAACCGCCAGACGUUCAACAACUGGCAGAUGCCGUCUCGCUUUUCAUCCACGGACGACAAAAUCGAGCACUAUGAUCCGCCCCUUCACCUCAAGUCUGAACAGACAGGAUGUGGACUAGAGACAGUCGAGGAAGAGAUGCAGGCCUUGAAUAUUUCCCCCACCCCUAAAGCUCCAUCCCCAAUUAAGCGAUCACUGACCAGUUUACAGGGACCACAGAGAGUUAAUAGAGAAAAUUCACUACCAGAACUUCGGCUACGAUCCUGCAGCCCCCGUAAAGACCCCGGGAUGAGAUCCCCCACUAAGCUGGGUGACCUGACCCGGUCUAGUCCCGCUCUACUCAGGAGCAAGACCGACAUGCACCACAGGGUACCCAACGUGAACCGUAGUCUGACCAAUCUAGGGGGCGCCACCGCGCAGGAGGAUAUAGCCUUGAGACAGGAAUUUAGGCAUUCUCUUCAACCCCAAGUUUUAGAUAAAGCUGAGCAAUGGAUGAAACUGGCUCCCAACGCCGACAGAAAGGUCAUAGAAAAAGUGCUGCGCAUGGCUGAAAAGAGGCAAAAGAUAGAGGGAACCCUAAAUAAAAGUUUACAGCCUGACGCCAAAGAUGUGGUGGACAAAUGGCUCCUGGGUGCAAAUGAUACAGAGCGCCAAGUGGCUCUUCGGUUCUUUAAUUCUCUCGCUGGUGAAAAGUUAAUGGGUAAAAACAUUUCGGAGCAGAAGAAGAGAUUGGAGCAGGUCAUCAACGCCUUGGAAUGCGAGAACGGGAGAUUUCCUAAAAAUUUACGUGGAAAAGGAAACGGACCAUACGCCGAUACCAGUAAAUUGACCGUCAGGGGCAAAACGGCGCAGAAGAAUUCGCGCUUCAACCACCUACGUCUGCUGUCUCCAGGCACGCGCAAAGAGCGCUGGAUGCACACCACGUGGCACCACCUGCCGGAGUACAGGAAUGAUGACGUGGUGGAGAACUGGAGCUCCCACUACAUCCGCCCGCACGCCGUCAUACCACGCCAUUUUGUCAUCCAUCCCGACUGGGGAUAAGACUUUGAAUCCCGUUUAUAUAGCAGUUUAUUUUAAACUGUUCUAUUUCCUCUAUGAAGUUUUAUUCAACAGACUGUGAUAUUUUUACUGCUAAACUUUUCAAUACUAAAACAAAAGGGUUUUUCUUGUAAUCUUUUACCUGUUGUGUAUAUUUUCUUACUGUUGUGAUAUUAAAUGGUAUAAUUUCUACA